This is a messenger RNA of Daldinia caldariorum, 1167 nucleotides long. RefSeq lists its product as uncharacterized. Lineage: Eukaryota; Fungi; Ascomycota; Sordariomycetes; Xylariales; Hypoxylaceae. The coding region runs from base 128 to 976 and encodes 282 amino acids. The record is from RefSeq and is a predicted model, not a curated record. The transcript has a single exon.
CGCCGGAGACGUGGUGGGUGAACCGUUCAUUCCUAUACCACGGUAUAUACCUCCGAAGGUGACUCAAUUUAUUUUGGCCCAUUUAUAGCAGCGACGAAGCAUUAGGUAUCUAGAUCAUCCGCCCAAGAUGUACGUCUUCGGCACUCGAGUCUUUCUAGCAACGGCUUUGGCCUUGUGCCAAGUAAACGCCUUCCGGACGCCUAUAACAGGUGAUGACUUCGAUUUUACUGCGACCUACAAGUCCGGACUUAAAAUAACACAAUCUAAGCCACCCAAAGAUGUUUUGUCCGCCAAGGAGAUCGUGUUCGAGCAGCCGGCAGUCGUACUCACGGACCCGGGCAGCGCCGGACGGGGCGAUCGCUAUCUCGCUUUCCUAGAGAUAUCAUACGUUCCGUGGGUCGACAUGGUCGAUGACACCAUCUACUCUUUCCCGUGGAUCAAGACGAAUCUGAUAGUUACGGAGAACGGCACCUUGAGCGACGAGCUAGACGAAUCGGAGUCCAGAGACCGCACUGACGAGAUCGAGACUUCCGAGAUCCGGAACGCGACAAUUCACGUCUGGAAACAGAACCCCGAGUUAAUGCACUUCAUCGAGGACGACUUUAUGCCUGUGUUCUGGCAGUUGGCGACCGUCUGGUCUAACGCCACCAGCAAGAUUGACAUGGACUUCCCGCGGGCGAGUGUCGACUUCAAGGUGCGCAACGAGACAGGCAAGUUUAGGGGCGACGUGGACGAGAAUGGUGCGAGCAUCGUGGGAUAUGUCUCUACCUCCACAGCGGCCAGCACAACAGCAGUCCCUACUGAUGUACCAAGUACCACUACCGGAUCAGGCUCGGUGCCAGCAUCUACAACGGCGGGUGCGGGAGAACCCGCAUCGACUCCUAAUACUGCUUCGAGUCAACCCAUCUCCUCGGCUUCUUGGGUUAUAACGUUCUCGGGUUUAUCACUUUUCGUUUCGGCAAUCUCUGCGAUCUGACCAAGAUCGCAUCUCUGCUCGACGAUCUAAUAAUCUAAUACUUUGGCUCAGCGGUUUAUAUCUCACAGAUUUCUUCCUAUUAGCACAAUUACUAUCACACUCUACCUAUCUAACCUGGUAGGAGGAAACAAAGGACAUCGUGAACACAUACUUACAAGCGCAACAUUUCAACGCUGUAUCCUCGUUCAUGU